AUGGUGGUGGAGAACGGAUCCAAGUACACCCCAGACAGACACCCGUCGUGGUUCAAGGUGAGGGGGUUACCACCCAGGGUAAGGUGCCACUCAAGUGAGGUGCCAGGAGUGAGGUGCCACGAGCGAGGUGCCACGAGUGAGGUGCCACGAGUGAGGUGCCACGAGCGAGGUGCCACGAGUGAGGUGCCACGAGUGCCGUUGCUACAGUCACAGCUGGCGUGUUGCUGCGAGUGGGCCUUCUUUCUUGAUUCCGAUGCCUACAUGCGCAUGGACCACCACCGCCUCUCCAUCCCCACCUGGAUCCAAACCAUCAAGCAACCUGUCAGUGUCUGCUCGCUUCGUCUUCAACCCUGCGACAGCCUCAGCACCCCUUCUCUCCACUGCCUUCCCAAAGACGCUUUAUGUGCAUAUGGUCGCACAUCUGGUGUCGUGCCCAUCACACCUGGCGUCGUGCCCAUCACACCUGGCGUCGUGCCCAUCACACCUGGCGUCGUGCCCAUCACACCUGGCGUCGUGUCCAUCACAUCUGGCAUGGCAUUUUCUCCAUCCAAACCGCGCGCAUUCCGCAUCACCGGAGGGGCCUGUGGUUCUGAUCUCACCCCCAUCUCACCCCCAUCUCACCCCCAUCUCACCCCCAUCUCACCCCCAUCUCACCCCCAUCUCACCCCCAUCUCACCCCCAUCUCACCCCCAUCUCACCCCCAUCUCACCCCCAUCUCACCCCCAUCUCACCCCCAUCUCACCCCCAUCUCACCCCCAUCUCACCCCCAUCUCACUCCCUCUUGUGUGUGCCCCUUGUGUAUCCCUCUUGUGUGUGCCCCUUGUAUAUCCCUCUUGUGUGUGCCCCUUGUGUAUGCCUCCUCUGUCUGCCCCUUGUGUAUGCCUCCUCUGUCUGCCCCUUGUGUAUGCCUCCUCUGUCUGCCCCUUGUGUAUGCCUCCUCUGUCUGCCCCUUGUGUAUGCCUCCUCUGUCUGCCCCUUGUGUAUGCCUCCUCUGUCUGCCCCUUGUGUAUGCCUCCUCUGUCUGCCCCUUGUGUAUGCCUCCUCUGUCUGCCCCUUGUGUAUGCCUCCUCUGUCUGCCCCUUGUGUAUGCCUCCUCUGUCUGCCCCUUGUGUAUGCCUCCUCUGUCUGCCCCUUGUGUAUGCCUCCUCUGUCUGCCCCUUGUGUAUGCCUCCUCUGUCUGCCCCUUACCUCCUGCAGAACUACUUUGACUGGCUGCUGAGGGACAAUCUCACCGACACUCUGGAGGGGCAGGUGUGGCUCCCACAGGACCCCGCCCUGCUGCUACAGCCCGCCACCGCGCUACAGCCGGAGGGGCCCGUGGUUCUGAUACCAAGGAAUGGCGACUCGAGGGAGGGGUUCUUUGGGGAUGCGGAGGCGCUGUUCCGCAAGGACACGGACUAUGUGAAUGCGGGCGUGAUGCUGUGGCGCCGAUCGCCCGCCACCUUCAAGUUCCUCCGGCAGUGGUACGGCGAGUACAGCGGCGACUACCACCUGUACGGCCACGUGUGGGAGCAGGACCGCCUCAACAAGGUGGCGCGCUGGCCGCACUGGCGGGGGCGGGUGAUCCUGGUGCCCCACCAGGAGCUCACAGGGCCCCAGGGGGCCAUGGUGCGCCAUGUGUGGGGGGGCGUUGCAAGCGAGGAGCGCGACAGGGUGUUGUAUGCGGCCCUGGAGGAGGCACUAGGGCCCUGGAGGAGGCACUGGGCAGCCUGCUCUGAGGACACCGCGCAGUGGCGGGCAGUAAGAGGCAGUAAGGGGCAGUAA
Messenger RNA from Closterium sp. Naga37s-1, 1764 nucleotides. The record is from the annotation of a GenBank genome assembly. NCBI's taxonomy places the organism in Eukaryota, Viridiplantae, Streptophyta, Zygnematophyceae, Desmidiales, Closteriaceae.